Oxyura jamaicensis (ruddy duck) is the source of this 3163-nucleotide messenger RNA. RefSeq names its product junction plakoglobin-like. Gene Ontology annotation, cellular component: catenin complex; adherens junction. Gene Ontology annotation, biological process: cell adhesion; positive regulation of transcription by RNA polymerase II. The record is from RefSeq and is a predicted model, not a curated record. Lineage: Eukaryota; Metazoa; Chordata; Aves; Anseriformes; Anatidae. Gene Ontology annotation, molecular function: transcription coactivator activity; protein phosphatase binding; alpha-catenin binding. Bases 17 to 2248 code for a protein of 743 amino acids. The transcript has 14 exons.
GCCCCGCAGAGCAGCCAUGGAGGUGAUGAACAUGAUGGAGCAGCCGAUCAAGGUGACGGAGUGGCAGCAGACCUACACCUACGACUCGGGCAUCCACUCCGGCGUCAACACCCAGGUGCCCUCCGUCAGCAGCAAGUGCCUGGGGGAUGAUGACGAGGUCUACGGGAAGCAGUACACCAUCAAGAAGACCACCACGAGCUACUGCCAGGGAGGAGGCCAGAGCCAAGCACAAGCGGAUAUGGAGGCUCAGCUGGCCAUGACCCGGGCUCAGCGCGUCCGGGCCGCCAUGUACCCCGAGACGGUGGAGGACCGCUCCCUGCUCAUCACCACGCAGGUGGAGGGGCAGCAGACCAACGUGCAGCGCCUGGCCGAGCCCUCGCAGAUGCUCAAGUCUGCCAUCGUGCACCUCAUCAACUACCAGGACGACGCCGAGCUGGCCACCCGCGCCAUCCCGGAGCUCACCAAGCUGCUCAAUGAUGAGGACCCGGUGGUCGUCAGCAAAGCGGCCAUGAUCGUGAACCAGCUCUCCAAGAAGGAGGCGUCCCGCCGUGCACUGAUGCAGUCGUCCCAGAUCGUGGCGGCCGUGGUGCGCACCAUGCAGAGCACCAGCGACCUGGACACGGCCCGCUGCACCACCAGCAUCCUGCACAACCUCUCCCACCACCGCGAGGGCCUGCUCUCCAUCUUCAAGUCCGGUGGCAUCCCGGCCCUCGUCAGGAUGCUCAGCUCGCCGGUCGAGUCGGUCCUCUUCUACGCCAUCACCACCCUGCACAACCUGCUGCUCUACCAGGAGGGGGCCAAGAUGGCCGUGCGCCUGGCCGACGGGCUGCAGAAGAUGGUGCCCUUGCUGAACAAGAACAACCCCAAGUUCCUGGCCAUCACCACCGACUGCCUUCAGCUCCUCGCCUACGGCAACCAGGAGAGCAAGCUGAUUAUUUUGGCCAACGGAGGGCCCCAAGCCCUGGUGCAGAUCAUGCGCAGCUACAACUACGAGAAGCUGCUGUGGACCACGAGCCGGGUGCUCAAGGUGCUGUCGGUGUGUCCCAGCAACAAGCCCGCUAUCGUCGAGGCCGGCGGCAUGCAGGCGUUGGGCAAGCACCUGACCAGCUCCAGCCCCAGGCUGGUGCAGAAUUGUCUCUGGACCCUGCGGAACCUCUCUGACGUGGCCACCAAGCAAGAGGGGCUGGACGGCGUCCUCAAGAUCCUGGUGAACCAGCUGAGCUCCGACGACGUGAACGUGCUGACCUGUGCCACCGGCACCCUCUCCAACCUGACCUGCAACAACAGCAAGAACAAGACCCUGGUGACGCAGUCGAAUGGGGUGGAGGCCCUGAUCCACACCAUCCUGCGGGCGGGCGACAAGGAGGACAUCACCGAGCCGGCCGUGUGCGCUCUGCGGCACCUCACCAGCCGGCACCCCGAGGCCGAGAUGGCGCAGAACUCCGUGCGGCUCAACUACGGCAUCCCCGCCAUCGUCAAGCUCCUCAACCAGCCCAACCAGUGGCCACUGGUCAAGGUCGUCGGCCUGAUCCGCGACCUGGCCCUGUGCCCAGCCAACCAUGCCCCGCUGCAGGAGGCGGCCGUCAUCCCCCGCCUGGUCCAGCUGCUGGUGAAGGCGCACCAGGAUGCUCAGCGUCACGUCGCAGCCGGCACGCAGCAGCCCUACACGGACGGCGUGAAGAUGGAGGAGAUCGUGGAGGGAUGCACGGGAGCGCUGCACAUCCUGGCCCGGGACCCCAUGAACAGGAUGGAAAUCUUCCGGCUCAACACCAUCCCUCUCUUCGUGCAGCUCCUCUACUCGCCCGUGGAGAACAUCCAGCGCGUCGCGGCUGGCGUGCUGUGCGAGCUGGCCCAGGACAAGGAGGCAGCAGAUGCCAUUGAUGCCGAGGGGGCCUCGGCUCCGCUCAUGGAGCUGCUGCACUCCAGGAACGAGGGGACAGCCACCUACGCGGCUGCCGUGCUCUUCCGAAUCUCCGAGGACAAGAACCCUGACUACAGGAAGCGCGUGUCCGUGGAGCUCACCAACUCCCUCUUCAAGCACGACCCCGCGGCGUGGGAGGCGGCUCAGAGCAUGAUCCCCAUCAACGAGCCCUACUCAGACGAGCUGGACCCCGGCUACCGCCCCAUGUACUCGGGUGACAUCCCCCUGGACCCCAUCGACAUGCACAUGGACAUGGACGGAGACUACCCCAUGGACGCCUACAGCGACGGCGUCCGGGCGCCCUUCGCCGACCACAUGCUCGCCUAAACCCGCGCCCCAGACCCCGCACCAGGUGUUUCCUCCAUCCCGAGAGGGUGGCCCCAGAGCUGAGCAUUCGCGAGAAGGACUUGGGAGACAGAAGUGCCUGAGAAGACAAACUUUUCCAUUCCCACGAGAGGUUUUGUUUCUCAAUUUUUAUUAUUUUUUCUUCGCUGUGGGUCUGUGGAGAAGGUCCUUCCUCCUGGGACUGCUUCAAGCACCUACUGCCGCAUCCAGCAUCCAAGAUACUGUUUCUGAAGCUUUAAGACACACAAACCUUGCAUCAUUAUCAACCUUUCAUUGGCAAAAUAGUCUUUUCUAUGAAUAUAUAUAUUUCUUUUUUAUUUUUAAUAUGGUGCCAACGGCUUUUGCCGUCUUUAAGUUUGUGCUUUCUAACUUCCCCACUACUCGUUCUGCGUGUUAGUGUCCUAGAAAAAGGAAUCUAACAUGAGAAAACCCUUUGUCUUCGGCGAACUCUGACUUACUCAAUCAGGCCAAUCCGGAGUUUGCUGAAAACAAACGGUCCCAUGUCCCAAGACCUUCGUUUUAGCCAUCGGGAUGUCUGCGGUUUAAUCCUUUCUGAUCAGCCGUUGGGGAGCUGACUUUGUGUAACUGCCUGUCCUAACAGUAACAAUAGAGAAGUGACUCCAGCAUUAGGAACCGUGUCCUUGUACUGAUCUCUGUUGCACAUUUUAACCCGUUUCCCUUCUUUUUGGUGAGUGGUGUGUUUCCGUCCCCUCUUUCCUUACCUUAUGAUUUUUUUUUUUAAAAAAAAAAAGAGGCUCUAGAGCUGAGGGUUUUAAUGCUCCGACUGGAAAUGGAUGGACUGUUACCGGAGUGUGGUUCAGGAAUGGAAGAUUUUAUUAUUUCUGUAAGUUGUUUUUGUAUAGACCAAAGCAAAGAAUAAAAUAACCCCCCCCAGCC